Entrophospora sp. SA101 is the source of this 396-nucleotide messenger RNA. NCBI's taxonomy places the organism in Eukaryota, Fungi, Glomeromycota, Glomeromycetes, Entrophosporales, Entrophosporaceae. The record is from the annotation of a GenBank genome assembly.
AUGCCACCAGUAAGAAUAAACAAGAGAAGUAAAAACAAAAAAGUAGAUACGGAGCUGCCAGAAGAUAUGAGUAUUUCUACUUUAAAAAAGAAAAUACGAGAUACAGAAAGGAUCUUAAGAAGAACAACAGAAAAAUCUUCUGCUAAAGGACAGUUAAGUUUAGAAAGACAACUAAAAGCUUUAAAGAUUAUUUAUAUUGAAAAGUUGACCUCAUCAAGAGAAAAUGAAAUUGUUUCUAAAUAUCGCAUGGUUAAACAUUUUGAUCGAAAAAAAGUGGAAAGAGCAAUUAAAAAGACUGAAAAAUUAAUUGAUACUGCUGAAGAUGAUCAAGAAAAAAAUGAAUUAGAAGAAAAGCUAAGAGAAUUAAAAAUUGAUUAUAAUUAUGUUAUGGUAUAA